AUGCGAGACAUGGAAAUGGGCGACGUGAAAACCUCAGACGGGGCUGCUACCGCUUCUACCGCUUCCCUGACCCCCAAAGACUCUACCCCAGCCGCAACGGAACUACCAGCCAGCGUAAGUAGCGAGCCGCAGUACCCCGAAGGCCUCAAACUCAUCACUAUCAUACUGGCGCUGUGUUUUGCUGUAUUUUUGGUGGCAUUGGAUCAGACGAUUAUUUCUACUGCUAUUCCGAAGAUGACAGAUCAUUUUCAGAGUACGGGGGACAUUGGUUGGUAUGGGUCGAGCUACUUACUUACGAAAGCUGCGUUGCAGCCUACUUUUGGAAGGAUAUACUCUAUCUUCAGUAUCAAAUAUACGUUCCUGGCUGCCAUUGCCAUCUUCGAGCUUGGCUCCCUAAUCUGCACUACGGCAACCAGCAGCAAUACCCUGAUCGUUGGCCGAGCCAUCGCUGGAGCGGGCGUUGGAGGUCUGUUUACGGGUUCAAUCAUCAUUGUUGUGUAUAGCUUACCGCUGCGCAAGAGGCCGCUGGCGAUGGGUAUCAUCAGUAGCAUGUGGGGAAUAGCAUCAGUCGCCGGACCAUUACUCGGCGGCGUCUUUACCGAUAAACUUUCCUGGCGCUGGUGCUUCUACAUCAACCUACCCAUCGGAGCCUUCUCCAUCGCUGUAAUAUCUCUCAUCCUUCACAUCAACCGCCCCAAUAACCCCUCCUCCCUAACCCUCAAACAACGCAUCUUAAAACUCGACCUCCUCGGCGCCUCCCUCCUCAUUCCCGCCAUAAUCUGCCUCCUUCUCCCUCUCCAAUGGGGCGGCUCCACUUACCCCUGGAAUAGCGGCCACAUCAUUGGCCUCUUCGUCACCUCGGGGUGCCUCACCCUUCUAUUCAUCUACACCCAAAUUCGGCUCGGCGAGGCCGGGACACUCCCUCCGUACCUUUUCCAAAACCGGAAUACCGUAACUAUAAUCCAUCGACCCCCCCCAAACUACGUUUCAAUCAUGAUCCCAAUCAUCAUCGGCGAAGAGCUUCGAGUUCAGAAAGACGUCAUUUUAGAAGUUGGAUGUCCUAUAUACGUCGAUGAGAAGGCUACAUUACAGUUGAGCGGAUCAGGCUUUUUGGUAUCUAUCAAUAUUGGUUGUCGAAGAAGAGCGCAGACGGCACAUCCUACAUGA
This is a messenger RNA of Sclerotinia borealis F-4128, 1167 nucleotides long. Lineage: Eukaryota; Fungi; Ascomycota; Leotiomycetes; Helotiales; Sclerotiniaceae. The record is from the annotation of a GenBank genome assembly.